Molecule: messenger RNA, 1506 nt
Organism: Ectocarpus siliculosus
Lineage: Eukaryota; Phaeophyceae; Ectocarpales; Ectocarpaceae
Source: the annotation of a GenBank genome assembly
AUGUUCGCUCCGGCCACGACGUUUGUGCAGUGGUAUCCGGUGUUGGCGGCCGACCACGUGGACUCAGGGAGGGCCCACCCUGUUCAGCUACUGGGCAAGAACCUGGUGGUGUGGCGGAACAAGGGGGGUCGCUGGUCGUGCUUCGAUGACCGCUGCCCUCACAGAGCGGCACCACUCACCGAGGGGAGGAUAGAGGACGACGGCUCUCUCCUCUGUGCGUACCACGCGUGGCGUUUCGACGCCGACGGCAAGUGCCUGAGCAUCCCUCAGAGCGACAGGGGAGGCAAGGACGAGGCCCAGCCCAAGGCGUGUGCCAAGGUCUACCCCACACAGGUCGCUCAAGACAUGAUCUGGGUGUGGGCCGAGAACGGCCCGGACGCUGGUUUAGAGAGCGCCCUCACGCCGCCCCACCUCAUCCCCGAGCUGGACGACAAAGAGGGGCUAGCAUCUGGCAGGGUGGUUCCGCAGGGGGUCCAGCACACUGACCUGGCCUACGGGUGGGACACCAUGAUGGAGAACUUCGUGGAUCCAGCGCACGUGCCGUCUGCCCACCAUGGGGUCGCUGGAGAUCGCUACAAGGACGUUCGGCCGAUAGACUUCGAGCUCGACAAGGAAUGGCCCGUCACGGCUACGAGCGGUUUCCGAUUCAAGUUUGACGACGAAAUUACGGACACCCACAACAAGGUCACCUUCGUGCCGCCUUGCCUGGUUCUGGUGGAGAAUGCGGAUUAUUCCGGGACUCUGAAGCUGAUGCUGUACGGGAUUCCUACCAAGCCCGGGUGGUCUCGUCUGGUGGGCCGCCAGGCGUACGUGCACAAGUAUGCUCCCAAGUCUAAGGAGGCAAAGGCGCUCCACAAGGAGAACAAGCGUCUUGGCAAGAAGACAUCAGGGUUGUUGGUCGCCGCCAGGAUCACGUCCAAGUUUCCCCAAUGGCUCAUGCACGCCACGUCCGGCAUCUUCUUGUACCAAGAUAUGGUGUUCCUUCAUCACCAGGAAAAGACGCUGGCUUCGGUGGGGUACGAUGGUACCAGUGCUUCCAGCUACUCGAAUGCUGUGUAUACCCCAGCUCCCGCUGAUCGAGCUGUCAUGGCCGUGAGGAAGUGGAUCGCCACGCAUGGCUCCGGCGGGCCCGCGUGGGAUAAAGACUGCGACCCGACCCUGCCGGAGCGUGAACACAAACGCGAAGUCCUGUUCGACUACUAUGAGGGCCACACGAAAACGUGCAGCACCUGCCUGCGUGCGUUGAAGAACGUCAACAGGUUGUUGGCAGCAAGCAAGACGGCUACCGUGGUCUCCUUCACCUGGGGGCUGCUACGAGGGGCACGCGCUGUGAGCACGCCGGCAGCCGUAGGUUCGCGGUCUGCCGGUGUUAUCAAUGCCGUGACGGCUAGGGCCAUGCUUCCAGCGGUGGCUGUGACGCUCGCCAGCCUGGGGGCUGUCAAGGCACUGGAGAAAUUUCGCAGCCUAUACUACACUUACUCCUUCCACCACCAAGACAAUCCCUGA